Molecule: messenger RNA, 315 nt
Organism: Drosophila guanche
Lineage: Eukaryota; Metazoa; Arthropoda; Insecta; Diptera; Drosophilidae
Exons: 1
Coding region: 1-315 (104 amino acids)
Source: RefSeq, a predicted model, not a curated record
AUGUCCUGGAAGAGCACGGAAACCUUUAGCCAAAAGUCGCGCACUUUCUGGCUCACCCUCGUCCGCCUGCUGCUGCAGCUGCUGCGAUGCGUCUACCAAGGUCAGGCCAGAGCCAGUGCUACCACAGAGGAUGCGAAUGGAGGACUGGAGCUACGGGUGGCCGCGCACCGGCAACUGCUGGAGCGGCAGGCCGAGGAGUACGCCAAGGUGGACCUGCUGCACCGGCUGCUCGUCCAGCAGCAGCUGCACGAACUGGAGCAGCGCCGCCUGAUGCGAUUGGCCCUCGCCCGGCGACGUCUGCAGUUCUCCAAUUAG